AUGGAGGUUGAAUACCGUACUCGUUUAACAGUUGUUUUAGAUGUGACGUGCUUUUUAUUGAAGCAAGGUUUGGCUUUCCGUGAACAUGAUGAGUCCUUGAGCUCAUUGAACAAGGGCAAUUUCCUUGAGCUGCUUGAGUGGUAUAGCCUAAGGAAUGAUAAGGUUUUCAGGGCGGUCAAUCAAAAUGCUCUUGCAAAUAAUCAAAUGACUUCCCCGAAGAUUCAGAAGGAGUUAGCAAAUGCUUGUGCAGUAGAGAUUACAUGUGCUAUGGUUGAUGAUAUUGGAGAUAAGUAUUUUUCUCUUAUGAUUGAUGAAGCCCGGGAUGUGUCAGUGAAGGAGCAAAUGAGAGUUGUUUUGCGAUAUGUGAAUACAAAUGGGUAUGUGAUAGAGCAAUUCCUUGCUAUGGUUCAUGUACCGGAUACAUCAGCUAUUUCAUUGAAGAAUGCCAUUGAUUGUAUAUUUGCCAAACAUGGGUUAUCUCUUACAAAAUUGAGGGGGCAAGGAUAUGAUGGGGCAUCAAAUAUGCGAGGAGAGUUCAAUGGUUUAAAGGCACUUGUUCUAAAAAAAAAUCCAUACGCAAGGUAUAUCCAUUAUUUUGCUCAUCAACUUCAAUUAGUGAUUGUUGUUGUUGCUAAAGACAAUUGA
This is a messenger RNA of Dioscorea cayenensis subsp. rotundata (Guinea yam), 645 nucleotides long. Its product is annotated as zinc finger MYM-type protein 1-like. The record is from RefSeq and is a predicted model, not a curated record. NCBI's taxonomy places the organism in Eukaryota, Viridiplantae, Streptophyta, Magnoliopsida, Dioscoreales, Dioscoreaceae. The transcript has a single exon. The coding region runs from base 1 to 645 and encodes 214 amino acids.